Batrachochytrium dendrobatidis JAM81 is the source of this 321-nucleotide messenger RNA. RefSeq lists its product as uncharacterized. Bases 1 to 321 code for a protein of 106 amino acids. NCBI's taxonomy places the organism in Eukaryota, Fungi, Chytridiomycota, Chytridiomycetes, Rhizophydiales. The transcript has 4 exons. The record is from RefSeq and is a predicted model, not a curated record.
AUGAGUCGUAGACCGUAUCCAGUGGGACCUGGUGUAAGCACAGGAGUAUAUGAUGAUGAGAAUGAUGGCCGUGCCACUGCGUUAGCUAAACAGAUUGGUGCAUUGAAACAGGUAUCUUUAGACAUUUCAGAUGAAUUGAUUUAUCAGCAAAAUCUAAUGGAUGACAUGCAUAACGAUUUUGAAAAAACGGGAGGAAUUCUAGGUCAGACUAUGCGUAGACUCAAGAUAAUGGCUCGAUCUCAAACUGGAGGCUGGAUGUGGAUGAUGAUGUUGUUUGUUUUUGGAGUGAUCUUUUACAUAUAUUGGUUCCGGUUAAAGUAA